AUGGGUGGUGGUGUAUGUGAGCGUCCAGCAUUGGCGGACGGGACACCUUUCGAGAAGCCGCGCUCCUUUAUGGGUGACCUGGUAGUUGACGGGCGUACCCCGUACGAGGGCUUCGUGAAAGCUGUGCUGGGGGAUGUGGCGGUCGUCGAUUUCGGCCAUUCGGUGCAGGGUACUCUGCUCAUUUCCGAGGAGGAGCGAGACACGCUAGCGGAAGGGACGAUGCUGACCGUCUACGCAUGGCGGCGGAUACGACGUGAACGUCGCGUGCUGCUCUCCAGGACUCCGCGGAUCUUUCCGGUUCUCCAGUUUCAGGACAUUGUGGCGGAUGGCCAGACGCCCUACAGAGCCACGGUUCUCAGCGGACCGUUUCGUGACACUGGCGACUAUGCCUUGGACAUCGAUUGCGAGGAGGUUCCCCUUCUGCCGGCAACCGACCCGCGGGUGGUCCAUGCCAAAGAGGGGACCCCGUGCGUUCCCGACUUGUUUGCCUCGACUGCUCUGGUCGCCAGUGGAGCCUCCGAGUCCCUCCUGAUCCACCUCUGCGCAGGCAACAUGAACCUGGUGCAGCGCUUUGAGGCCUGGGUGAACUCUGCAGGUACCGCGGCAGAUUUUCUGCUCAAGCCGUCGGUUGGCACCGGCUUGGAUGCCUUUGGCAGGAGCUGGGCCCUGGUGUUGGCUCAGCUGGGCUUCGCACUGCUUCGGGCCCUGACAUGGAAGGUCCCCACCAUGGCCAUCUACACCCUGCUGCGGGUGGGCGUGCGCCUGCUUGGUAACCUCUACGGCCCGGCUGUGGCCGCCACCUACGCGGACCUCGUGGGCGGCCGGGCUUCCCCCAACUUCGCGGGGGCUGUUCAGCACAGCCAAGUCUUCCUUUCCGGUGGAUUUUUUGCUGCACUGCUUUGGGCGGCUCGACUGCAGAAGCCGGCCUACUGCUUCGGAGCCGCAGCUCUGUGCAAUCUCAGCUCAGCCUUGCUGGUGCUUCACGUAGGCGAGACACGCAGGCAGGAGCACACCAGGAGCUUCGCUGGCUUCGCUCCCUUCCGCUGGGUCUCAUUCUUCAGACAGACUCCACGCCUCAGGCGCCUGGCUGUGGCGCUCCUUCUUGGACACGUCACUUCCAGCAACCCGACCGACCGCUUCGUCCUCUUCUCCCGACUCCUGGAUGUUGAGCAGGAAGCCUGA
Symbiodinium natans is the source of this 1182-nucleotide messenger RNA. The record is from the annotation of a GenBank genome assembly. NCBI's taxonomy places the organism in Eukaryota, Dinophyceae, Suessiales, Symbiodiniaceae.